AUGGUAGUCUCACGAGCGAACAUCACACAUCAAUGGCUGUACCAGCUCUCCCUAUGGGCGGUGCGACGUCCGUUAUCCGCAAUACUUAUCCCUUUCGUCACAAUCUUCAUCAUUGCGUAUUCUACGCUAACAAAGCUGCCGCACGACAAUGUUUUCAUGGACCACUAUUUGAGCAAGAUUGAAUUGGCGGUGGAUGUCAGUGGGCUCUCGCCGAACUAUUCGAUGGCCCAGUUAUGGAUAUCACGAGGAAAUGAUGGCAACAUAUUAAGAAAGGGGGCAUUGAUGGAGACCUUGGCUGUCCAAAACAAGCUUCUCGAGGAUGUGCUCGAAACUUGUGAGGUGACCUGCGUGGAAACGCCCUACCAGUUAUGGAACAGCUCCCUCGAGCUUCUGAGCAGAGACCCAUAUCCGCUUAGAACUUUGAACUCUAAAAUUGACGAAAUUCCACAUAAUUCUUUGAGAAAUGCUUUGAAAGUUAACGGGUACUUUACCUCUGCACAAACUGUUGUCGUGAACGUCUUGACUCCGGCCGAUAAUCAGAUUUUUUUGAGAAACUCAUUGAACGAUAAUGUUGCUAAGCUAUCCAAACUUUCUAACUCAACGGGGUAUCAAUUUUUCCACUCUUCAGCAAAUACUGGCGAUAAUUUUGAGACCCUGUUGAAAGUCGAUGUAGAAUCCGCUACACGUCAAGAUUUAUUAUGGGCAAUGCUUAUCGGUUUAUUCUCUGCUCUACAGUUUUGGAAACACUUCAACAGGGUGACUAUGGUGAACUCCAAAUUAGGUGUUUGUGCGGCUCUUGCCGCGCAAAUAGUACUUAGUGUUGCUGCCUCGAAUACACUGACAAUAUUCUUCUUCGGCAAAAGAGGUGAUGCCAUUCCGUUCCCUCUGAGAUGGUUCCCUAUAUUGAUGAUAUCUUCGUGUGGCCUGCUUGAGAGGCUAUCAAAUACAUCAGGUAGUGCUUUUGCUGACGGGCCACUUUUGCCAGAUUCUAAUACUGGCUCGGACUCUGACAAUGCGUCAACUCCGAGUUAUAUUGAUGCCUCUGUUCAUUCUAGCUUUUCACUUUGCAGAACAGUAAUGAUUUCCCUGCUGUCGAGCGUAAUUUUAUUUCCUUUCAACAGGCGAACGAGCAUUUAUCUAGCCUUUGCAUUUGUGAGCUGCAUAGUCGUUCAAGCACUUGCUUUUACAGCAAUAUUGAGCUCGGAUUACAAUCGUCUGAAAAAACCUGAGCGGCCUUUCGAAAGCACCAAUGGUGAAGCCAAUGAUACGUCCCUGGACGACGAACGCGCACAUACUAGUAAGUUCAGUUUGACGGCUUAUCUUUGGUCUAUUCUGAAUGGCAAUACGACAAUAUACUCUCACUGUAUCAGCGUUGUGAUGUUCUCCCAGUACCUUACUAAUCUGAGGUAUCACUUGGUCAGGUCUUCAUCGUCUCUGGUAGACAUUUUGUUGCAUUGGCGAUUUUCGAAACUGGCUCUUUUUAAAACGUCUAGCUCUGUGUCGCUUGUUGAAGGAGACUCUAUUCUUCAGCUAGUUCUAGCACAUCAUAAAACUGGAACGUAUUACAUUUCAUGGUCAGCCGAUGAUAGAAUACUUGCCCUAAAAAAUGGCUUAAGUUCAUUUAGAAAUGGUCAGCAAGGUCUGAUUGAUGCCUUUCAGAUGCCCCUCGUUUCAUCUUACAAGUUCGACCUAUAUUUCUUCCUGGAGAUCACCGUGAUACUGGUGCUCGUCUCGUCUGUCGCGCUACUAGUCGUUCAGACGCUCUUUGACAAAUUGCAGGCCUGGCCCCAACUAAAAGAACGCAGUACUAAGCAACGAGAAGCCAAUUUUUCCCAUGGGAGCUCUUCGCACUUGAAUCCCCAUAACAGCCCUUCUUUUCAUGCCAAGGAGCUAUCUCGAGGUGGACAUACUUUAGAUAUUAUGGGAAUUUACACAUCAGAGUCGCCCUUCAUUAUGUCGGUCGGACUUGAUCGGAGGCUUUUGAUAUGGUCCCCUUUAUCUAAUCCGGUACCACUGCCGACAGAAAUUCCUCUAAACAGACAGUUGUGGCCUGUGCUAACGGCCGUUACAAGUUCUAACGGCAAUUUCACUGCGGUCUUUGGCAAGUCUGGUCGGAUAUCAUGCUGGUCUAGGGAAAGCCUCAAAUUUAUUUGGUCAAUGAAGCUUGAUUUGUCGAAUGUACAUGUUCUUGAGUCUUUUUUCCGCACGAAAACGAGACCGGCUUUCAUGAAAAAGCAAGCCAGAUCUGCUCUCAAGCACCAGGCACGACAGGACGUACCUGCAAAUGCCUUAAAAAGGCGGGGAAGCAACGCCUCGAUAUCUUCGACGAAAUCGGCAUCUUCUGCAACUCCUGCGUUUGCCUCCAAAUAUGAAGAUAAGACAUCACUUCUUGAUACUGGAGACACAGAAGACAUUGAACUGGUUCUCAUCACUACUGAUGGUGAUAUUCAUGCAGUGGAUAUUAAGGGAGAUGUGAAGAGUUCAAAAGUCACAAAUUCUGCUUUUCCACUGGUAUCCUGCAAGCGAUUGGUUACACCGAGAGUAAACGAUCGGCUCAUCAUUUGCGACACCGAAGGCGAGGUCUUUAUAUCCACUGUUGUGAACAAUAAAUGGAGACCCAGAAGGCUUGUUUUAGUAAGGAAUUCUUUCAACAGGGGCCAGAAACUGAUGACCCCAGCCACUUUGAUGCAUCAUACAAAUCAGGAACAAGAAGGAAAAAUUGGAAGCUCAAGUUCAUCUACUAAUGGUAUAAUAUCAACACUUCUGAUACCGUUUGUGGGGAUGCUUUUGCUCGUCAAGUCGAACGAGGCUGAUCUAGUAGAUGCUCAGACGGGAACCGUGAUCAAGACGUUCAAACUUGCGAAUUAUAUGCCAGGAUCGCUUCGCAUCUUUCAUGACCAGCCUACGCAUUGUAAGUUCUGCGGUAGCGCGUCCGUUUCAACUUUCUCAAUUGCUUACACUGAGCGAUAUACGUCGACAUUGGUUUUGAGCACAUUCAAGCUUGAGAGUAGAACUAAGACAAGUAUAUGUCUGCGUGUAGAAAGAGAUCCAAGAGAAAUAAGAUGCCUCGGGCUCGAGUCAGUGGUCGAGAAGAAGUACUGGCUUCCAGAUAUUGAUAAAUGGGAUUCGACAGACAACAACGUAAUAAUUGGAAUCAAAAAAAAGGAGAAGGACUUUGCGACCAUAUCUGGUUCGAAAUCCAUGAUGAGAAGUGCGUCUGAAGGCAUAAAGGCUGGCGAACUGAGAUUGAGGGGAAGGCUCGAAAGCCGCAGUAUGAAGCCCUCAAAAUCGGUCGAAUACAAUAUUCAUGACAUAUGGGAAGGCUGGACAAUGACAGCGAAUGGACUGGUAACCUAUUACAAGAUUCCGGCGGGCAUCAAUGGUUUAUUAACGAAUAGAAUUGGAUCCUUUGAAAAGUUUGGCGCUAAAGCCAUGGUUGCAGCUUUUGGCAAUGUGAUGAAACUGUUCUACUUGGGUCAUGAGGAGCUCAUCAUGGCACCAGAUGGUAUCAGCCCUAAUGAAGAGGAAUCUGGACUGAAGUUUGUAAACAAAAGGCGACAGCGACUCAGUGAUAAAAAGGUAUCCAUUAAUUAUGAACAAUUUUGA
This is a messenger RNA of Lachancea lanzarotensis, 3606 nucleotides long. RefSeq names its product LALA0S03e10000g1_1. The transcript has a single exon. The coding region runs from base 1 to 3606 and encodes 1201 amino acids. The record is from RefSeq and is a predicted model, not a curated record. Gene Ontology annotation, molecular function: protein binding. NCBI's taxonomy places the organism in Eukaryota, Fungi, Ascomycota, Saccharomycetes, Saccharomycetales, Saccharomycetaceae.